CAAACAUCUUAUCCAUCUCCGCCCCAAUAGUCUACACCCAACUCAUAUCCCCAAAUCCUCCUCUCCUCUCCCCUCCCAUCCAUCCUCCUCCCCACAAAAUCUCCCUCUACCCCCACCACUACUAGUAAUCCUCAAAUCUUUCAUAGGCGUUCACAACCCCUCCAUCCCAAUCUUCAACCUCUCUCACAACCUCAGCCAUGGCCUCCACUCUCUUCUCCACACCCACCUUCAACGGCCUCCGCCCCCUCAAGCCCACCGACUCCUCCCUCUCCUUCCCUAGAAGAGCCAGCCUUGCCCUCUCCGCCCGGCCAAGCCGGCCCAGCGCCAAACCCGGUCUGGCGGUCAGGGCCGAGCUGAACCCGUCCCUGGUGAUCAGCCUCAGCACCGGUCUGUCCCUGUUUCUCGGCCGGUUCGUGUUCUUCAACUUCCAGAGGGAGAACGUAGCCAAACAAGGGCUCCCGGAGCAGAACGGGAAGACCCACUUCGAGGCCGGAGACACCCGGGCCAAGGAGUUCGAGGCUCUUCUCAAGUCCAACGACCCCGUCGGGUUCAACGUCGUGGACGUUCUUGCAUGGGGUUCCAUUGGGCACAUAGUGGCUUACUACAUCCUCGCCACCUCCAGCAACGGCUACGAUCCCAAGUUCUUCUGAGGUGGAAUUUGCUGGAGGGUUGUGCACGGUUUGUUAUGAUGGGAUGUAGAGGCUUGGGUUUGGGAGUUGCGGGGAUGUGAUGGUGGGUGGGGGAUCAAUUGUAUAUUAUUUGUAUGACGAAGCUGGCUUUCUGAUCAAUCAAAUAUGCUUAAUUUGCUCUCAGAGCUUAAA
This is a messenger RNA of Elaeis guineensis (African oil palm), 821 nucleotides long. RefSeq names its product photosystem I reaction center subunit V, chloroplastic. Gene Ontology annotation, cellular component: chloroplast thylakoid membrane; photosystem I. The record is from RefSeq and is a predicted model, not a curated record. Gene Ontology annotation, biological process: photosynthesis. Lineage: Eukaryota; Viridiplantae; Streptophyta; Magnoliopsida; Arecales; Arecaceae.